This is a messenger RNA of Aspergillus tanneri, 753 nucleotides long. RefSeq names its product ubiquitin carboxyl-terminal hydrolase (gene YUH1). Gene Ontology annotation, cellular component: cytoplasm. NCBI's taxonomy places the organism in Eukaryota, Fungi, Ascomycota, Eurotiomycetes, Eurotiales, Aspergillaceae. The record is from RefSeq and is a predicted model, not a curated record. The transcript is spliced from 2 exons. Gene Ontology annotation, biological process: ubiquitin-dependent protein catabolic process; protein deubiquitination. The coding region runs from base 1 to 753 and encodes 250 amino acids. Gene Ontology annotation, molecular function: cysteine-type deubiquitinase activity.
AUGGCCGACCAAGUAGAUGUUCCAACCCCAAACAAGGCCUUCGUGCCACUAGAAAACAACCCUGAAGUGAUGUCCCAUCUAAUCCACCAGCUCGGACUGCCUCCCUCUAUCGGAUUCACAGACGUCUACUCCAUCGACGAGCCAGAUCUCCUCGCCUUUGUGCCACGACCCUCCUACGCUCUCCUCCUCGUCUUCCCUGUCUCAUCCACUUACGAAGCCUCCCGCGUCUCUGAAGAUACCCAUCGCUCUGAAUACGCUAGUUCCGGGGCCUCGGAGCCCGUCAUGUGGUUUAAGCAGACUAUCCGCAACGCGUGCGGUCUCAUCGGUUUGCUACAUGCUGUCUCCAACGGUGAGGCGAGAAAACAUAUCCUCCCGGGGUCGGACCUGGAGACUCUGCUUCGGGAUGCGGAGCCGAGAGAUCCCAUAGCGAGAGCCGAUCUGCUAUAUGAGAGUAAGGCGUUGGAAAGCGCACAUGCCGAUGCUGCGAAGUUGGGUGACACCGCAGCGCCUCAGGCAGAAGAUAACGUUGACUUGCAUUUUGUGGCGUUUGUGAAGGGACAGGAUGGACGGUUGUGGGAGUUGGAUGGACGUAGGAAAGGUCCUCUGGAGCGCGGACAGCUGGCUGAUGAUGAAGAUGCCUUGAGUGAGAAGGCGCUACACCUGGGCGUGCGUCGGUUCUUGGGCGUUGAAGCUGCGGGGGGUAAUCCGGACUUGAGGUUUAGUCUUGUCAGCCUGGGUCCGGUUUUUGAUUAA